Botrytis cinerea B05.10 is the source of this 1428-nucleotide messenger RNA. RefSeq lists its product as hypothetical. Lineage: Eukaryota; Fungi; Ascomycota; Leotiomycetes; Helotiales; Sclerotiniaceae. The transcript has 2 exons. Bases 383 to 1324 code for a protein of 313 amino acids. The record is from RefSeq and is a predicted model, not a curated record.
GGAUCAAUCUGUGUGGCUAAACUAGUUUGAACAUAGUUGUUCAAUAUCUAGCUAGUCUGCGGCUGGUUAUAUAGGAUGCUCUACGUGUUUCAUGACGAGAUUUCGCAUUAUCGCUGCCACGGUGCUGUAGAUUGUCAAUCCCUAUCUUCAUCGCCGAACAUAUCCAGAAGAGAAUGCCGUCAGUAUCUUGUGGUUCUUAAGAAUCCAAUAAGUAAUGUUUAAUAUUCACCAACAUCUUGUGCUUACCCCGCAUCUUUGAACUAGAUUAGUAUCUAAGUGCUUCGUUAUAAAAUCGAAUUCUUUGGGUGUAAGUAUACGUAGUAAUACUGGCUUCUCCCAAGAAUACCAAGUGCUUGAACCUCCGCCACCUCGAUCCGUCAUCAUGACCAAGAAACUCGGUCUUCAAGCUUUCCUUCGCAGAGAGGUUAUGAAAACUAAGCUUCAGGUCCCCACAGAAAAUGAAUCCCCAAGGUUCACAAAAGAAGCUUCUAUGCUAUCAGCUCAGCCGAAAAUCUAUGAGGAGCCGGAAGAAAAUACCUUUCGGAACGUAUCUGAUGACAAACAAGAAGACUGCAAAGCCCCACUGGAAAGAUUGAGACAUUCAAGCACGCCAUUUGCAGUUAGGUAUGAGAUAAAACCAAAAUCCGAACUAAGGAUUCGGAUCGAGGAACUUAGAAAGCAACUUCUCGCUAUCAUUGAUACUUCCUUCAAGAAUUCGCAUGAGAGAGCCAUCAGUGCUAAAGAGCGCGAUCGUCUGUUACGGUCCAUCGAGUGCUUAGAGGCUCAAGAAAAGAGAGAGAAAGAUAAUGCACUACGAGCUACUGGAAACCUCCCUGAGCCCAUCUCCGAAUCUGAGAGAAGACAACGGCAAAAGGAAUUAGAAUUAGUGAAGAAUGCCCUAGCGGGAAAAGAAGUAAGACUCUCGUCAUCCGCCCAUUCUCCUUGUCAUUUAUCCACAUGUACUGAUCGGUCCCUAUUUCAGAAAGUCAAAUCCCCAAUCAAACGUCCCUUUCGUCCACUUGACGACGAUCCAGAUGGCGAAACUCGGAAAGCGUUAGGACUGCCAUUGAGAAGACGCAAGCUCAAGAAAACGGGCAAGUGGGCAAAUGAGCUUCGUUAUGCAGUUCCGGAGUUGAGGUAUAAGGAUUAUGGAGUCGAGGUUUUGAAGGAGAUUUUGAUGUGCGGGGCGGAUGAGGAGCAAGAGGUGUGGUUGGGAAAGUGGUUUAGUAGAUUGGAUGCAAAGAUUACUACAAGUAGUGAAGUGAGAGGAUCUGCAAAGGAGAAAAGUACGCGAAGAAAAGAGAAGGGCCCGGCCCUUUUGUAAAGGUUGGCAUGAUUUAGAAUAUCUAUCUUGGCGGCGAUUCAGAGGUUGCUGCGUUGGAUUUUGCGGGCAUACAAUACUACUUUGGUUACAAAUUUUGAAGUGCA